Rotaria sp. Silwood2 is the source of this 294-nucleotide messenger RNA. NCBI's taxonomy places the organism in Eukaryota, Metazoa, Rotifera, Eurotatoria, Philodinida, Philodinidae. The record is from the annotation of a GenBank genome assembly.
AUGCAAUUUGAGUGUUCAAGCUCCGAGGAAGAAGUUACCGAUGAUGAUGAUGAUGAUGUGAAUUUACAAGCCUGGAAUGAAAUAGAAUCAGAAUCGGAUGCUGAAUUCUUGGAGGAUCAUGGAACCGUCGAAGAAGUACCGGCAAAUUCGGAAGAUAAUACAACCAAUCCUAUCGAUUGCUAUCGACAUUUCAUCACUGACGAGAUUAUUAGCCUCAUGGUUCGUGAAACUAAUCGAUAUGCAGAACAACACUUACAAACACAUAAGCUUAGCAAACGAUCAAAACCUCUUUAA